Molecule: messenger RNA, 357 nt
Organism: Saprolegnia diclina VS20
Lineage: Eukaryota; Oomycota; Saprolegniomycetes; Saprolegniales; Saprolegniaceae
Exons: 2
Coding region: 1-357 (118 amino acids)
Cellular component (GO): membrane; endoplasmic reticulum
Molecular function (GO): long-chain fatty acid-CoA ligase activity
Source: RefSeq, a predicted model, not a curated record
AUGACAAAUAUGCUCUUUCUGGUGGCCAUCAUCGUGCCGGAAGAGACGGCGCUCGCGCCGCUUGCCGCGACGCUCAAGGUCGCUGGGUCGUUCGCCGACUGGUGCAGCUCGCCGGCCAUUGUCGACGCAAUCCUCGCCGACAUCAAGCGCGUGAGCAAGGCGCAGGGUCUCUUGGGCUUUGAGAUUGUCCGCGCGGUGCAUCUCGAGACGGAGCCGUUCUCGGUCGAGAACGAUUUGAUGACGCCGACGUUCAAGCUGAAGCGGCACCAGGCCAAGGUCGUGUACAGCGCGCGGCUUGAUGCGCUGUAUGCGGCGAGCGGCGACGUCGUCGCGGGCAAGCAGGUCAUGCAGCACUAA